This is a messenger RNA of Haliaeetus leucocephalus (bald eagle), 849 nucleotides long. RefSeq names its product catsper channel auxiliary subunit delta (gene CATSPERD). The record is from RefSeq and is a predicted model, not a curated record. Gene Ontology annotation, cellular component: sperm principal piece; CatSper complex. Gene Ontology annotation, biological process: flagellated sperm motility; sperm capacitation. NCBI's taxonomy places the organism in Eukaryota, Metazoa, Chordata, Aves, Accipitriformes, Accipitridae.
AUGCAGCCUCAACUGGGGCAGCCCCAGCCCCCCCCCCAACCGGCCACCACUGGCCCUCAGCCACCAGGGACACGGCUGGGGGCCGAGCUGGGGGCAUGGCCCCCGGGUGGGGGGGAGCCAAAGGUGGCUGUGUACCUAGGGAAGGAUGUUUUCAUCAAUCUGGAUGCUUUUGAGAGCAGCCUCUUCCGGCUCUCCAUCCCAGAAGAACUUGAAACCAAGGAAGCCUCACCUUCAGCACCAUCAACAGACUUCUGUGACAGCAUACAUGAUGGAGAGAUGUCUACUGUCACUGUGGAUAUCCCUGACAAUGCAGUCAGUUGUAUUGAUGCGGCUCCCCUGACUGCACUUGUUGCAGUAACGGCAUGUGACAAAGGCCUCAUUCAAGAAGCAGGACUGAGAAAUAAUUUCAAUAUACAGCAGGACGAUCACAUCAAAUAUAACUUUACGAAUCUGGGAUGUCCUCUUCUGGUACAUUAUAAAAAUCCUUGGAUGCCACUGGACUUUGCUGGAGGAACACAGUCUCCAGAUCCAAAUACUGCAUGGACCAGAAGAAACUACAUGAGCUGUAAGGAUAGGAAUGGACCUGAACUAAUGUGGCCCUCAGUCAAGUAUCAGGUUCUUGAUGGAGACAAAAAUAAGAUCACUUUCCCUCCCUAUAAUGGUCUAUAUAUCUUCAAAGCCAGUGUAGUGGAUACAUUUAACAGUUACUGUGAUUUAUCCAUAACCUUCUCAGUAUAUGUCUAUGGUGUUUUUCCCACAAACUACCUACAUUUUGGGGCAUCACUGACAGUCUCUCUGACUUUGCUUUUGAUUUUUACAAGAUACUCCCUCUCUCAUUUAUCACUCUAA